AUGUUCUUUGUCUGCCUUUCCAAGCGCACAGGCCAGUAUUCUAUCUUCUCACACCGUCUCGGCAGCCAUAACAUUACCGAAUCCUUUCUCGACUACAGCAACUUGCACGGUUCGGCCCCACGUUCAUACCAUCUCCCUCCCCUAAGGACGUGCCAAACUCCCGGACUAUCUGCAGCCCCUGAGUCAAUGCUUCGCUCCCAAGAUGGCAAGAAUGUUUCGGAGUCAACAACACACCCCUUACAUUAUACUUCGAAAGUAUAUCGAUCUGCACUAUCGAUAGGCACAUCGCCCAUCGCGGCCAUCUGGGUUCAAUUGUUCAUUUUCUCUCUCCUUGGUAUGGCUCUGCAUUCUCGGCUUAACAUCGCUCUGCGUAUUCUCGACUUGGAUCAGCUCCAGAUCGCUAGCACUCCAACUCCAGACCUAUUCCAAGCAUCCGAGUGGGACGCACUGCGAUGA
This is a messenger RNA of Suillus subaureus, 456 nucleotides long. RefSeq lists its product as uncharacterized. The transcript has a single exon. The coding region runs from base 1 to 456 and encodes 151 amino acids. Lineage: Eukaryota; Fungi; Basidiomycota; Agaricomycetes; Boletales; Suillaceae. The record is from RefSeq and is a predicted model, not a curated record.